AUACACUGUUAAUGCAUAUGCGUGUAAAACAUCCCACUGAAUGCGUGUGCGGCCUCUGCGGGAGCACAUUUGCAACUACACGGGGGCUGUCCGUACACAAUAUGUCGCAACACAGGCAGGAAACCAACGAAGGAAACGGUCCAAAUUGUGAAGUAUGUGGAGUGAAAUUCGCUACAGUAAUCGCUUGGAAAAAACAUUUGGUGCUAUCUUCUAAACAUGAAGUGAGCAACGGCUGUGAGUUUUGCGGCGAGACGUUCGCUGACGAGGCCAGCCUCAAGCUGCAUUUGAAGAAGCACGCUCGCAAACAAAGCGGGCGAGUGCCUCCGGUGCAAAUACCUUCCAAGUGUGUUAUUUGUGCAGAAUGGCUGACGAGUCGAGACCAGUACAAGACUCACAUGACGUCAUUACAUCCGCUCUCCGCUGAAGCAAAGCGGAUCGACUUCGUCGAACGGAAGAAGCCGGGCUCCGUCAUUUGCGAAGUGUGUGGAAAAAUGGUUAAGAGUAAAUCGCUUCUAGUGUACCACCAACGCAAACACACAGGCGAGCGGCCGCUGCAGUGCUCCCGCUGCGACAAGCGUUUCGACGCACCCGCGACGCUGCACGCGCACGUGUAUGCGCGACAUACGAACGUAAACUUGCCCUGCCACAUGUGCCACAAACGAUUCUCCAACAGGAACGCGCUAGCAAAACACAUUAAGAUCCACCUCGGUAUACGUCCGUACAAGUGCUCAAUCUGCAACAAGGCAUUCCCGCACCUCUGCGAUGUGAAAGUCCACAUGAAACACGCACAUUACAAAGUACCAUGGCCGAAGAAACGAGAUAGAAAUAAGCAGAAGACUGAGAAUACUGAGACAGAGUGAAUCAGCAAAUAUACCACCUUAACUUACUAAAUAACAACUAAUCAAUAAAAAGUUAUAAAAUGACAUAGUAUAAUUAGAGCAAGUUGGGCAACUCUUACACUUUGCUUGGAGCGAAGUAUUGUCACAUUAGUAUUGCAGUAUUUAUUUAUUAGCGAACAUGCAAUAAAAUUCCAUUACAUGUGCCUUGUAAGGGCGUAGCUAAGACUUAAAAAUAUACU
Molecule: messenger RNA, 1078 nt
Organism: Hyposmocoma kahamanoa
Lineage: Eukaryota; Metazoa; Arthropoda; Insecta; Lepidoptera; Cosmopterigidae
Product: zinc finger protein 26-like
Exons: 6
Coding region: 12-860 (282 amino acids)
Biological process (GO): regulation of transcription by RNA polymerase II
Cellular component (GO): nucleus
Molecular function (GO): RNA polymerase II transcription regulatory region sequence-specific DNA binding; DNA-binding transcription factor activity, RNA polymerase II-specific
Source: RefSeq, a predicted model, not a curated record